AUGGAAAAAUUAACAGAGCUGGAGAAUAGAUUCCACUCAUUGUUAAAAGAAUUAUCAAUGAUUAUGGAUGACUGGAGUGAUCUACAAAAAGAAACCAAUCAAGAAUUAAUGGACGAAGAAAUUAAGGCAGUUAAAAUAAAGUUGCAUAAGCAAAAGUAA
Molecule: messenger RNA, 159 nt
Organism: Meloidogyne enterolobii
Lineage: Eukaryota; Metazoa; Nematoda; Chromadorea; Rhabditida; Meloidogynidae
Source: the annotation of a GenBank genome assembly